Messenger RNA from Aspergillus heteromorphus CBS 117.55, 612 nucleotides. RefSeq lists its product as uncharacterized. The transcript is spliced from 2 exons. Bases 82 to 612 code for a protein of 176 amino acids. The record is from RefSeq and is a predicted model, not a curated record. NCBI's taxonomy places the organism in Eukaryota, Fungi, Ascomycota, Eurotiomycetes, Eurotiales, Aspergillaceae.
CACAGCCAGUCCAGUCCAGUCCAGUCACUCUCCGUCCCAACUAUUCUCCAACAAACCGACCAUACCAUACCAUACCAUACCAUGGCGCUCGAUCUCCAGCUCGUCUCCGCAGACAGCCUAGCCCUAAAGCUCCUCCGAGUGACUCCCCUCAUCACCACCACCAUCCUCCUCUCCAACCGCCUAGCCCAAUACUUCGCCCUCUCAACCUUCCUCCCCCCACACACCCCGCCCAAGAAAAUCGACCACGUCGGCCCCGCCUUCCAGCACUGGCUGCAGACCGUCGUCCCCCGCGUCUGGACGGGCGUCAUCGGCAUCGUCCUGCUGACGCGGGUCGUGCUGAUUCUGAAUCUCUUCGUGCGCCCGGACGACCUCGCGGGCAGUUCCGCCCGCGUCCUGUACGCCGUGGGCCUCGGCCUCUCGUUUGCGCACUUGGCCGUCGCGCCGAAGAUGUUGAGGUUCGAGACCCGCAUGAUGAGUCCUGAGACCGUGCCGCACGUCGCUAUGGAGUUGUUGGCUGGGUGGUUGAGGGUUAAUAAUCGGAGGUUUUGGCUCGUGGAUGUCCCGUUUUGGCUUGUUGGGGUGGGGGCGACGGUUGAGGGGUUGAGGGGGUAG